AUCUAAAGAUCUAAACAAAAAAGAUUUUGUCUGUUUAAAGCAUGAGAUUGAAACCAAAUGCUUUUAUUCUAAAUCACAUGUUGGUUAUCAGAAUAUUCAUAACCACCUGUUUCUGCUCUAUUUCCAGAACUCCAUCCGACAUAACCUGUCCUUGCAUAGUCGUUUCAUCCGGGUACAGAAUGAGGGAACUGGGAAGAGCUCCUGGUGGAUGAUCAAUCCUGAAGGGGGGCGGGGAGGCAAAGCACCAAGGCGACGUGCAGUCUCCAUGGACAAUGGUAACAAAUACACCAAGAGCGCACGUGGGCGAGCGGCCAAGAAAAAGGCAGCACUGCAGGCUGCCCAAGAGGGUUCGCUGGAGAAUGUGUCUGGUGGUGGUGACCUGUCGAAAUGGCCAGGAAGUCCCACUUCCCGCAGCAGCGAUGAACUGGAAUCCUGUUGGACUGACUUCCGCUCACGAACCAACUCCAAUGCUAGCACCUUGAGUGGACGACUGUCACCUAUUCUAGCUAAUCCAGAGCUUGAUGAUGUCCCGGAUGGCCCGCCUCUCUCCCCAAUGCUCUACUCCAGCCCCAGCAGCCUCUCUCCACCUUCGUCCUCCUCAUCAAACUCCAAAACUUGCCCGGCUGAACUUCCGGGACUUGCUGACCUGACUGGCACAAUAAAUCUCAAUGAGGCUGACAACCUAAUGGAUGGUUUGUUGAACAACAUCACCACACAAGGCCAGGUAGUUCAAGGGGGUUCUGCUUUUAGUUUUGGCUCCAAAACCACCACCUCUUCUCCAAGCUCCAUUUCCACUUCUCAAACUGUGGGCAACAACAGUGCAGGAUUCAGUAACCCCAUUUUCGGACCUUCAACUGGAGGACUACGUCAGACACCAAUGCAGACCAUCCAGGAAAACAAGCAAACAUCAUUUUCUAGCAUUACGUGUUUUGGGAACUCACUUCAAGAGCUCCUGAAUUCUGAUUCAUUGGGCUCUCACAGUCAUAGCGAUGUCAUGAUGACACAGUCGGACCCGCUCAUAUCACAGACCAGUGCUGCCGUCACCUCUCAAAACUCCCGCCUUCGCAAUGGCCUCAUGCUCCGUAAUGACCCGAUGAUGUCAUCGUUUAGUUCGGUGGUAAAUGGACGAAGCAGUCACCUCCAGAAUAAGCAACACCAUCAGGGGUCCAGCGUACAAGGUUCUUUGCGCUCUCUCUCCAACAACAGGGUUCAAAGUCUAGCUAAUGAUGCUAAUAACUUAGUCUCUGCAAAGCAGCACCUCCAGCCACAGUCCACUAUGUUGAUGACACAGACUUCACUUUACUCCGGGCUGAAUGGAGGUAAUGGGAUAGGGAUCUGUAACCCGUCAGGAACAGACCGUUUUCCUUCGGACUUGGACCUGGACAUAUUUAACGGGAGUCUGGAUUGUGAUGUGGAUUCUAUAAUUCGUACAGAACUAAUGGAGUCUGAUGGACUGGAUUUUAACUUUGAUGCAUUGGUGCAAAAUGCUGUUAGCCUGAAUCCUGUGGGAAACUUCACCGGGACAAAGCAGUCCAAUCAAAGUUGGGUGCCUGGCUGACAGCAUUUAUAUAGGCUCACAACAGCAGACAAACAACAAAUAAAAGAAUAAUGAACAUCCUGCAAAAAAUCCACCAGACUUGAAGUAUCCUUGCCAAGUUUGCUGUCUGCAGCAAGUACUGGAUGAAUCUGACGACUACGACAUCAUCAAAAUGUUUACCUUCAAUUCAGCAGAGCCAGAUUAUAACAAAAGACUGCCCAAUGGACACACAAACAAUCUUAUGGUGAACUCACAGUUCAUGCAACAUUAUGCAAUGAUAAAAAUGAAACAAUUGUUAGUGAUAAAAAGUGAAACUGAGGUCUGUUGUAGCUUUUCUGUCCUAGUUUAGUUUCCUCUAUAGUCUUUCUCUGUUUUCCUAACACUUUUGUUAAAUGAUUGGCUGUUUUUGUCAUCGUCUAAGCACUAAUUUUGUCAUUGUUCAAUCUAAAUAAUACAACUAAAGGUCAGCAAAUAAUCUGGAAAAUUUCAGUAUCUAGACAAAGUGCACUUUGCUUUCAUUUUUAUCGCAUUGUUACCAUACAAAGUUAGCUUCAAAUUUGAAAUAUAGUUGCCUCAUAACAAUAAUGAAAUAAUCAAAUUGUCUGUGGCUGAUUUUAACUGUAUAAUGAUGAGUAAUUAAUUCGUGUGCAUCUAUAACCAUACAAAAAAUGGCAAGAUUUAAAGCUUGGCAGGGUGGAGGCAUUUUAUUUAUUGGUUUUCGCAUAUAAAUGUAGCCAAAAGUAUAAAUUAAUAAAAUAAAAUAUUUACUUGCAUUGUGGACAUUUCCAUGCCAUACCAGGUGCUAAAUUAUCAGUGUUAAGCCCUGUCCUUUAUUAAGGCCUUUUAUGUUUUCCUGGCCACAAGGACAUAGCAUAAAUGAUUAGCGGUAGCAAUUAGAAUAAUGGCAGCAUUCAAUGGUGGAUGGGACUUUCCUCUGGAAGCCAACUUUACUGAGCAAAAACAAUAAGCUAUCUUUUGUAUAUUUGCCAAAUUACUUGAAAAUGUAGAAGAUGCUGGCAGCCAAAAUCACAAAACAAAGUGAGAUCAGGGGACUUUUCUGUCCUUAUAUGCAACAUGCAUCACUUGCUCAGGGGAGAGUGGGGGCUCCAUUACAACAUCAGAGCCUCAUCUUGAAUUAACUGCAUCCUGGCUGUGUACAAUUAAAACGUUUUAUGAACAUUUGUUCAUAAAUGUCAAGAGAUGAAUCCAUCCUGUGUUGUUUAAUGAUGUC
Molecule: messenger RNA, 2768 nt
Organism: Triplophysa rosa
Lineage: Eukaryota; Metazoa; Chordata; Actinopteri; Cypriniformes; Nemacheilidae
Product: forkhead box protein O3-like
Exons: 2
Biological process (GO): regulation of transcription by RNA polymerase II
Cellular component (GO): nucleus; mitochondrial matrix
Molecular function (GO): DNA-binding transcription factor activity, RNA polymerase II-specific; RNA polymerase II cis-regulatory region sequence-specific DNA binding
Source: RefSeq, a predicted model, not a curated record